Jatropha curcas is the source of this 2725-nucleotide messenger RNA. RefSeq names its product bZIP domain class transcription factor (DUF630 and DUF632). The record is from RefSeq and is a predicted model, not a curated record. Lineage: Eukaryota; Viridiplantae; Streptophyta; Magnoliopsida; Malpighiales; Euphorbiaceae.
GGAAAAAGGAAGAAGGAAAAGCAAGCACAGGUGGGGGGGGGGGGGGGAUGCAAGAGUCCAAACAUAGCCUACUAUAGUCAGUCCUCCACUCACUCACACACUCUCUCACUCACACACUCUCUCUAGGGAGCUCAAAUCGGGCGCCACCGCCUAAAAACGCGCCAUUCCUCUCUUUCUCUACGUCGUUUUCUGGAUGGGCUGUACAGCGUCGAAGCUGGAUAACGAGGAUACCGUGAGGCGGUGCAAGGAGCGCCGCCGCCUCAUCAAGGAAGCUGUCUACGCGCGCCACCAUCUUGCAGCGGCUCACGCUGAUUACUGUCGUUCGCUACGUAUUACGGGUUCAGCUCUUUGCUCUUUCGCUGCUGGGGAAUCACUUGCCGUUUCUGAGCAAACCCCUGCCGUUUUUCUCCACCCGCCAAACCCUCCUCCUCCUUCGUCUACCAAUUCUAUACCUCCACGUGUUGUUCCUUCUACAUCCCCUUCUCUCCAUCCACCGCCACCUGCGUUUUCCCCUUCUCCUUCUCCUUCUCCUACAAUUGUGAGUUCUAAGCUCCCUCAUAUUCAGUCCGCCCCAACUCUCAACUCUGCGUCUAAUCGCCGCCGUAAAUCUAGGAAACUUCCCCAUAUACUCUCUGAAUCUAGCCUUACGUCGUCUCCUCGGAGUCAGAAAUCCAAUUUUGCCGGAAAUUUUGAUUAUCCUACAGCUUAUCAAGCAAAUUCAACGUACUCGAGCACACCUUCACAAGCUUCCUCUGUUUGGAAUUGGGAGAAUUUCUACCCUCCAUCGCCUCCUGACUCCGAAUUCUUUGAUCGAAAAGCCCAGAAUCAAAACCAACAUCGCCAACAACGGCAGCAACAUCACUUAGACACUGACGAUGUAGAAGAUGAAGAAGAUGAAGACGCCGAAAAUGAGACCGAGACUGAAACGGAGAGAUCGGAGUAUGAUUUUUUCCAAUUACAGAAUAAGAAGCACAAUCUCCACCAUAUUAACACUAGUACAAAUAACAAGCAGCAUAGUACCGUCGAGGAAGAAACAGAGAGAGAGGAGGUACAGUGCAGCGAAUGGGAAGAUCAUGAUCAUUAUAGUACCACAAGCUCGUCGGAAGAAGGGGAGGAAGAUGAGGAUAGAGAAUCCAGAUCCGAGAUUGGGACCCGGUCGAAUUUCGGGUCAUCUGUGCGGGCAGAAUCACUGAAGCAGCAGCCAGUUUAUGGGAAUAAAGUGAAGUCGGAUGAGGCCGGUUCAUCGGCAAGUUUCAGGACUGGAGAGAUCUCCAAUAUGAAGAUGGUCGUGAGGCACAAAGAUUUAAAAGAAAUCGUGGAGGCUAUUAAGCAGAAUUUUGACAAGGCUGCGGCAGCUGGAGACCAGGUCUCGGAGAUGCUCGAGAUUGGCCGGGCUCAGCUUGAUCGGAGUUUCCGGCAAUUGAAGAAGACAGUGUACCAUUCUACUAGUAUGUUGAGCAACUUGAGCUCCAGUUGGACUUCGAAACCGCCAUUGGCCGUAAAGUAUCGUCUGGACACCGGUUCGCUCAGCGAGCCGGGUGGCCCUAAAAGCCUGUGCUCCACCAUGGAACGGUUGUUGGCUUGGGAGAAGAAACUCUAUGAGGAAGUGAAGGCCAGAGAAGGUGUGAAGAUUGCGCAUGAGAAGAAACUGGCUACACUACAGAGUCAAGAGUACAAGGGAGAGGAUGAAGUAAAGCUAGAUAAGACCAAAGCUUCAAUACAGAGGUUGCAGUCUCUAAUAAUUGUCACAUCCCAAGCUGUCUCCACCACUUCAACAGCCAUCAUUGGUCUUAGAGACACUGAUCUUGUCCCUCAGCUGAUUGAACUGUGUCAUGGAUUCAUGUACAUGUGGAGAUCAAUGCACCAGUACCAUGAAGUUCAGAACAACAUUGUGCAACAAGUUAAAGGUCUUGUGAACCUUUCAGCCAAGGGUGACUCAACUUCUGAACUGCAUAGGCAGGCAACUCGUGAUCUUGAGUCAGCUGUAUCUGCCUGGCAUUCCAGUUUCUGCCACCUAAUAAAGUUUCAGCGGGACUUCAUCCGAUCUGUCCAUGGCUGGUUCAAACUCACCCUUCUUCCUGUGAGCAAUAAUGACAAUGUGAAUGUCAGUGUGGAACACUCUGAUGUGUAUGCCUUCUGUGAUGAGUGGAAGCUUGCUCUUGACCGAGUUCCUGAUACAGUUGCUUCUGAAGCCAUCAAGAGCUUUAUUAACAUUGUUCAUGCGAUAUCUGGAAAACAAACUGAGGAGCUUAAAAUCAAAAAACGAACUGAAUCUGCAUCAAAGGAAUUGGAGAAGAAGGCUUCUUCUCUUCGAAACAUUGAAAGGAAGUUUUAUCACUCAUACUCCAUGGUUGGCAUUGGUCUCCCUGAUACGGGACCUGAUAACGGGCACGCAUUGGAUGCUCGGGAUCCACUAGCUGAGAAGAAAUCUGAGCUUGCUUCCUGCCAGAGGAAGGUGGAAGAUGAGAUGCUAAGGCACGCCAAGGCAGUGGAAGUGACAAGGGCUAUGACACUGAACCAUCUUCAGACAGGAUUGCCAGGAGUUUUCCAGGCAUUGACCAGCUUUUCUUCCUUAUUUAUGGAGGCACUUGAAUUGGUAUGCAACCGUUCCUAUGACAUCAAAUAAUUAUACUUGAUUUUUCUUGGAUUUUUGAGGUAAGUUGGAACUCACGAGGGCUAGAAUUUUUUUGGUUGUGGCUCUUAUGAUAAUUGUCAUUUAUUUUUU